Molecule: messenger RNA, 1252 nt
Organism: Corylus avellana
Lineage: Eukaryota; Viridiplantae; Streptophyta; Magnoliopsida; Fagales; Betulaceae
Source: RefSeq, a predicted model, not a curated record
UCCUUAAAGGUUGAUUCGUGCCUCCAGGAGUGUAUAAUUCGGUGCGAUCGGAUCCUUUGACACGCAACCUCCCAGGAUUAGACUAUAGCGUCUACCUUCUUUAAGGAUGCACUUCCAGUAACGAAUAGUAAUAGAACAACCUUUUGAUUUAAGACGUUGAGGGACUUUUAAAAUAUCUUGUAUAGAAGGAGCUAAUAAUAUAGCAUGGCUUUAGGCCAUAAAACAAGUGUUUGAUGAAUGACCUGGAGACCUCGCUGGGCUCCGCAUUCAGCUCCGAGCCCAUCACGCCGAGCCCGGGCCCGUUAAUCGUGGUGAUCAGCGGGCCCAGCGGGGUCGGCAAGGACGCCGUCAUCAAACGGCUGAGAGAGGUCCGUCAAAACCUUCACUUCGUCGUCACUGCCACGAGCCGGGCCAGGCGACCCGGCGAGGUCGACGGCGAGGACUACUACUUCGUGUCCAAGGAAGAGUUCCUCAGAAUGGUGCAGAACGACGAGUUGUUGGAGUACGCACUGGUGUACGGCGAGUACAAGGGGAUUCCGAGGCGGCAGGUGCGGGAGUACAUGGCGAGGGGGUGCGACGUCGUUUUGAGAGUGGAUAUCCAGGGCGCCAGAACGCUGAGGAGGAUUUUGGGGAACUCGGCGGUGUUCGUGUUCGUGAUGGCGGAAAGCGAGGCGGCGAUGGUUGAGAGGCUGGUGGAGAGGCGGACGGAGAGCCGGGAGGAGCUGCUGGUUCGGAUCGCCACGGCGAGAGAGGAGGUGACACACGUGAGGAACUUCGACUACGUGGUGGUGAACAGGGACGGGGAGCUCGAGAGGGCGGUGCGGCUUGUGGAGGCGAUCAUCGACGCCGAGAAGGCGAAGGUGCGGCAGCGUGGCGCUGUGAUAUAGCGGCGAGGUAGAAUGAUUAUGGCUGUAUGAAGAGGAACUUGCAAAUUCAGUGGCUGGCAUGGGAAUUAAAUUUUAAUUUUUUUUAUUAUUUGGCUUUGGUGGCUUAGUAUGAUAGUUGUGCAAGUCUCAAUCAUGAGAAGAAGCCAAAAAUGGAGAGGAGAAAUGGAUGAUUUAUUCCCCAAUGUUAAUCAAAUAUGAAUAUUCCUUUAUAUUGAGAAAAAAAAAAGGAGGAAAUUUUCAUUUUAGAUGUUUUCAGUUUCAUUAUGGUACGAGUACAAGUAGGAGAAGCUUUUGAAAGGUGCAAGAGAUUUUAUGUGACAAUUUGAUAUUGCACCUAUUUGCAAGAACUUGUUACAACCCAUUGU